Molecule: messenger RNA, 483 nt
Organism: Botrytis sinoallii
Lineage: Eukaryota; Fungi; Ascomycota; Leotiomycetes; Helotiales; Sclerotiniaceae
Exons: 1
Coding region: 1-483 (160 amino acids)
Molecular function (GO): protein binding
Source: RefSeq, a predicted model, not a curated record
AUGUCCGCACCAGGUCCUCCAAGAAAACCCUUCAAGUACGUCGAAGAACUUCUCCUCCACUCGGAAAUCGUAUCAGGUCAUCCUAUUGCCGAAAAACUUAGCAACAUGCGCGAAGCGCUUGAAUCUGGUGCUGAUCCAAACGCCCUAGACAAUGUCCGACGUGCUGAACAGAGUAGGGGGCGACCACUUCAUUAUGCUACUGAUACUCUCCACUUCGAUUUUAUGCCUCGAUAUGAGAAUCUCCCUAUUGUAGAGUUGUUAUUGGAAUUUGGCGCUGAUCCACAAAUGGAGGGUAUGGGGGGAACUAGAGAAUCGCCAUUGAAGGAUGUGGAGAGAAUAGUGAAGAAUACUUGGACGAGUCUUGGUGAGAGGGAUGUGGAGUUUUUCAAAGCGGCAUUGUUAGUGAUGAAGGAGAAAGUGAGGGAGUUAGAAGGUUGGGUUUCGGAUUCGAUCUCGCUUAAUAAGACUGACUUGUUUCUAUAG